AGUUCUUUUCUUUUCUUUGGUAUCAUGUUGACACAGCUAUUAGGGAAAUAUCUCAUUGUAUCUUUUUCUUCUUUUUUGGCAUCAUGUCGUAAUAUGUUCCCUAUAUUUUUAUUUAUUGAGAUAGUUUUUUAUUUUUUGCUUUUGUGAUAUAAAUAUUUUUGCAAAAAUGUGUCUCAGCAUUGCCUCUACUAUAUACAACAAGAGUGGCCAUGGCAAAAAUUUACACUCAAUUAGUUUUGCAAACCGCUAAAACUAUGCUUUAUUAGAGGGCAAUGAAAUGCUUUUAAACCAAAAUAAAGGGCAUUUAGGUCAUUUUCAAGGUGAAGCUGUCUGCCCAGAGAACUACUUUUGUCCAAUGCAAUGGUUUUUAUAAUUGCUUCUUCUGCCCUCUCACCUUAGUCUCCCCCUCUCCACGUGCCAUAUCUAUUUAUAUUAUUAAUGUAUGACAUGUCAGUUUGCUGAAUUUUCCAAGGUUGUAUGUCUGACACCUUUUAUUUCCAUGUUUGGCACUAAUAAACGUAUCCAUGUAAGUUUGUGGGUUUUACUGUCAUGGGCCCUGAGUAGCUUAUUGCCUUAUUCUCCAUGCAUUAUCCUUUUAGUUUAUCUGGUCUAUGAAGGUAAAGGAAUAACACAGGCAGAAGGAUCUAUUCAAAGAGUUGAAAUACUCGGGUACUAGCUAUAGACCCGUUUUAUUCCAUGAAAUGCUUAUUACAAUUAUCCGUGCUGUAUGGUCAUCCUGUUUGUUCUUGUCCUGAAACACAUCCUCUGCAUUUUCCUGCUGCAACUUGCUGCUCAGAGAUGUCUAAGUUGCCUGUUUGUGUUUCCUUUACAGUCUAAUGUAUCUGCUUCUGUGGAUCCUUCACUAUGUAAUUUGUCAGAACUCUAUCCUAAUGUGUUGGUUCCUAGUGACCGAUUGGGAGGAAUUUCAUCACGCCCAAAGAAGAGUGAACUCAAGGUUGGGGAGUGUUCAGCAUUCUUUACAUAUGUGAAGUCAAGUGUGCCAACAAACAACCAUCCUAGAUUUGGUUGUGUAGAUGAAAAUGUGGCUCCAUCAAAACAGUUAAUCACCAAAGAGAAACUUCCUUUGUCACGCACGCAAGUAGGUGAUACUGAAGGCCGCAAUAGCAGAGAAGAAUGGGAAAACUACUCUCAUGGAAGUAGUUUCUUGGGCGGUGAGAAUAUACCCACAUUCAGCACUUUGGAGAGGUCUUCUAGUGCGCCUGUGCCUCUGUACUAUCCACAAGGAUGGAACUUAUCCCAGGAAAAAUUCUCAACAUCACGUUUGCAUCCGAGCAACGAAAGCCAAGUUGAAGUUCCACAUAUUCCAUCUCUCACUCCUUUGCCAUUUUAUUUGCCGGGAAUGAUGAAUCAAGUCAUGAUGCCAUCAUCUGGGCAACUGUAUCAAGGAAGCCUGCAUGAAGCACCAAAGUGCACAACCCCAGCCAUGCUUCCUCAAUAUAAUGCUCUUCCACAGUGUCCUCAUGUACCCAUGAUGACACCCUUUUCUUAUUACCCAGUCAAUGCCAAUUUGCAACCAGGUCAAAUGCAUAGACCUUACCUGUGGCCAUCCAUUGCAAGCUCAUCUUCAGCUGAAGUGAAAUCUGUUCGAGUUGAACGAAGAGAGGCAGCGUUGAUGAAGUUUAGGCAGAAGAGGAAAGACCGAUGUUUUGACAAAAAGAUCAGGUAUGUCAAUCCAAAGUGACUUGCGGAAAGGAGGCCUCGACUUCGAGGGCAAUUUGUGAGACAGGUGAAUGAUGUUGAUGUUGAUCAUAAUGGACUCAUUGCUGAUGAUUCUGAUGAGGAUGAAGAAGAGGAUGAAGAUGAGGAAGAAGAUGCUUUGGAAUUCUGAUCGGAUUUUGGUUGCAUUGGUAUCUUGAUAUAUAGACUGUGAAAGAGCACUUUUCAUAUAUAUUUUAUGCUGUAUAUUUUGGUAGCCGACGGCCAUUGUUGUCUCUGUAGAUACACUGAAUUAUCAUUGUUGCGCAUCCACACCAUCUUGUUCUGCAAUUUAGCACAGAUGAAUGCUAAUUCUGGACAUUUUUCCAUUUGUGUAAUCUCAUUAUCUCAGCAAUACGUACAGUUUGAUUUGGGAAGCUUA
Molecule: messenger RNA, 2098 nt
Organism: Magnolia sinica
Lineage: Eukaryota; Viridiplantae; Streptophyta; Magnoliopsida; Magnoliales; Magnoliaceae
Product: two-component response regulator-like PRR1
Exons: 3
Coding region: 728-1702 (324 amino acids)
Molecular function (GO): protein binding
Source: RefSeq, a predicted model, not a curated record